This is a messenger RNA of Radiomyces spectabilis, 1314 nucleotides long. RefSeq names its product ATP synthase subunit. The transcript has 6 exons. The record is from RefSeq and is a predicted model, not a curated record. The coding region runs from base 67 to 1107 and encodes 346 amino acids. Gene Ontology annotation, cellular component: fungal-type vacuole membrane; vacuolar proton-transporting V-type ATPase complex; proton-transporting V-type ATPase, V0 domain. Gene Ontology annotation, molecular function: proton-transporting ATPase activity, rotational mechanism. Gene Ontology annotation, biological process: vacuolar transport; vacuolar acidification; proton transmembrane transport. Lineage: Eukaryota; Fungi; Mucoromycota; Mucoromycetes; Mucorales; Radiomycetaceae.
GUUUCGUCGGGCUUGCACACUUGGUGGGUUCUCUUCCCUUAUUCACUUUAAGCUUUAUACUCGCCAAUGGGAUCUGCUUUGACAUUUAACGAGAACGACGGUUAUGUCGAUGGCAUCUUGCGAGGUUACCGUGCCGGAAUUCUGACCUCUUCGCAAUACCUCAACUUUACACAGUGCGAAACACUCGAGGACCUUCGUCUGCAACUAGGAGCUACUGAUUAUGGUCAAUUACUGCAGAAUGAACCGUCACCUAUUGCGACCUCGACGAUAUCUGAAAAAUUGACACAACGUCUUGUUGAUGAGUUCCAGUAUAUCCGUGCUACGGCUGUUCAACCUCUUGCAAAGUUCUUGGAUUAUAUUACGUACCAAUACAUGAUUGAUAAUGUUAUCUUGUUGAUCACUGGUACACUCCAUGAACGUGAUACCCAUGAACUUCUGGAACGCUGCCAUCCUCUGGGCGUUUUUGACUCGAUGCCGGCCUUGUGCGUUGCUACCACAGUGGCUGAACUUUAUAACACAGUGCUUGUUGAAACACCUUUAGCGCCCUAUUUUGCCAACUGUCUCAGCGCUCAUGAUUUGGAUGAAAUGAAUAUCGAAAUCAUCCGCAACACAUUAUACAAGGCUUAUUUGGAAGACUUUUAUCAGUUUUGCCAAACCUUAGGCGGACCUACAGCCGAAGUCAUGGGCGAUAUUCUUCGUUUUGAAGCAGAUCGUCGUACAUUGAAUAUCACCAUCAACUCGUUUGGUACCGAGUUACCAAAAGAGGACCGUAAAAAAUUGUUCCCGACGAUUGGACGUUUGUAUCCUGAAGGCAAUGCACGACUUGCUGUCGCCGAUGAAGUAGAGCAAGUCAAAUCAGUCUGCGAUAUUUUCCACGAAUAUCGCGUCUUUUUUGAUACUACAACGAGUAACAAGACCUUGGAGGACAAGUUCUUUGAACAUGAAGUGUUUUUGAACAGAUUAGCUUUCCAGCAACAGUUCAACUAUGGCGUCUUUUACUCUUACAUCAAGUUGAAGGAACAGGAAAUCCGAAACAUUGUGUGGAUUGCCGAAUGUAUCUCCCAGAAUCAAAAGGACAGAAUCAACAGUUAUAUUCCCGUGAUGUAAUCAUCUCACAUUCACCGCAAAGCGUUGGUCGUUGUCUCUUUGAUGUCAAUAAACUCUGAAUACAAUAUCAUCGUAUCAUCUUGGACACCAUCCCGAGCGACAAACAAUAUUAGGAGCCAAUCAGUUCAACGUAGAGAGCAAUCCCCAUUCAUUAUCUAUCGUCCUAUGAUAUUGUCGCUCUAAAUGUCUGCAAUGCUUGAAACUGGC